AUGAAAUCAACCUGGUCCUUUGUUGCUCUCUCGGGUCUUGUUGCGGUGGCAUCAGCUCGCCCAACAGGAAAUACCCAAGUUUGGAGCCAGUUGCGGAAGAACAUCAAGCAUGUCAUUUACCUGACACUGGAGAACCAUUCUUUCGACAACAUCGCCGGGUACUGGGACUUCCACCCAGAUAUAGACAACCUGCGCAACAUCUCUUUCUGCAACGAGUAUACAAAUCCUAACUGGACAGUAUAUGGAGAGCCCUUGGAUAUCUGCGCAGGCCCCUAUGAGACCGAGGUGCCACUGACAGACCCGGACCAUAACUUUGCCGGUGUCAGCUAUGAAAUCUUCCGCAAGUGGAACCCGACCAAAGAUGACGUGCCAAAUAUGGGCGGCUUCAUUGAGCGUCAAUCAGAGAAAUACUCCGAGACGCCUGGCGAUGCCUCAUUCGUUAUUAAAGCUUAUGAUGAGGCGAAGACUGCUCUUCUCGCGGAGCUGGCAAAGAACUUUGCUUUCUUUGAUUCUUAUUUCGCUGAACAUCCCGGCCCAACCAAUGUUAACCGCCAAUUCGCUACUUCCGGCUCAUCGUGCGGCUUCGUCGACAACACUGACCAGUCUGCUGGCUUCUGGAACAAUGUGACUGGUACUACCUGUGCAACGUCGAUCUUCGAAUCUUUGAGCAACAAGAACAUCUCCUGGAAGAAUUACUACGAGACUGAUAUUGUCGAUGCAUUCAUGUACAAGUGGGUGCAAGAUAACGCCAUGGAUAACCUGGCCCAUGCAAGCGAGUUCUACAGUGACCUUGAGCAAGGAACCCUACCAACCUUCUCAUACAUUAACCCCGAAUGCUGCUCCGUCGACUCCAUGCACCCGACCAGCCCCAUGGCAUCGGGUGAGCAAAUGAUCAAGCAUUUAUACGAUUCGCUACGCCGCUCCCAAUACUGGGAUAAUGCCCUGCUCAUCAUCAACUUCGAUGAACACGGUGGUUUCGCUGACCAUGUCGCACCACCCAUGAACGUGCCCCAGCCCAAGGACGGUAUCACCUUUACUGGUACCUCCGACGGCCACAAUGUCACAUAUGACUUUACGCGUCUUGGAAUUCGUGUUCCUGCCUUCCUUAUCUCUCCGUAUACUACAGCCAACACUCUCAUCCACGACCAGGGUACCGAGUACGCCGAUAACUCGGCUUAUACCCACAGCUCCAUUUUGCAUUUCUUGCAGGAGCUCUGGAGUCUCGAGGGCCUUAAUAAUCGGGUGCAGUGGGCUAAAACCUUUGAGUCGGUCUUUACCAACGACCGCCGCACAGAUACUCCUGAGACACUGACUACGCCUACGUGGAAUGGGGGUGCUGGAGAGCCCGAGCCAAGCGCAUUCUAUCUUCUUAACCAGGACUAUAGCUACUACGCUGAUAUGUAA
Molecule: messenger RNA, 1404 nt
Organism: Penicillium angulare
Lineage: Eukaryota; Fungi; Ascomycota; Eurotiomycetes; Eurotiales; Aspergillaceae
Exons: 7
Coding region: 1-1404 (467 amino acids)
Biological process (GO): phospholipid catabolic process
Molecular function (GO): hydrolase activity, acting on ester bonds
Source: RefSeq, a predicted model, not a curated record